AGAUCGGAAAUCAUGCCGGAAUCAGAGGCUGUUCUCCUCGUCAUACCUACCACUCAUCCGUCGUCUUAACUGCCUCUUCAUUGGCGCCACGACCAUGUUCAAGAGCGCGGCAACAAAAAUCGCUCACAACAGCACCCUGACCUCCCUCAGCUUGGGGGGUAACAAGGAUCUUCGGCCUCUGCAGGACUUGAUCACAGCCGAGAAGGCCGUGCUUAUAUCGUUACAGAAGCUUAGUGUCGAUCUGAGCAAGGCGGGAGACUCACUUCGGGCAUGGGGACAGGGCGAGGGCGAUGAUUUGGGAGAUAUACUCACGGCUUCGUCCACGAUCCUCUCACUCUGGUCGACGGCGCUGACAGCUUACGCAUCACGCGAGCAUGCCAUACGAGAUCAACUCAAGCAAAUCAGAACUCGCGAAGAAGCCCUCGAUGAGCUUAAACGAAGGCGCAAAGCCACUCAUGCUCGAGCCGAUAGUGCCGAGAAGAAGUUGAACAAGAUGGGACCGGAGCACAAGAAUUUGGGCGCGCAGACAGAGCUGCUUACGGGAUUGCAAGCGCAGAUUCGUUCUAUGGAUGUGGAUAUCAUGAAUGAAGAGACCUCUUUGUCAGACUUCAAGAGAAGUGCAUCACGCGCUUUCCUGGGGCUGAAGUUCGGAGGAUUGAUGGAAUGCUGCGAGAAGGGGUGCAUCAUCGCAGAGUCGGGUCGGUCAGUUGUCAUGGAAAUCCCUGAAGACACGACGCCGCCCGGGAUGCCGCGCGCUCCAUACGUGGGAUAUCAGCGUGCCUCCGAUUACGUUGCAGAGGCCGAACGAUGCGUAAACGAAGUCAUCUUCACGCCGCUUCCAUCUGGCGGGGUGCCCUCUGUCCCUCGGAUCUCGACUGGAGUUGACGACCGGGCCAGCAUGGCUGGAAGCUUUCUCCCACCAAUCGCAGGUGGAAGUGUCAUGGGCAGUCUCUCCGCUAUCGGGAUGCAGAAUACGGGUAUGAGCGCGUUCAGCGGCGUCAGCGGAGACGGGCUUCCUCCAACAAAUCCCAGCCCGGCUUUCCUCCCACCUCCAGAUGUUGGCAGUGGUGGUUUCAUGGACAAUGCGAGCCAGGGCGGAUAUCAGCCGCCUCUUUCUCCUCCAGGCAGUGGGUUCGCACCUUCGUCUCCCGGUGGCUAUGCCCCUCCUUCGGGACCACCCCCGCCAUCCGCAUUCAAUCCGUACGUUCCGGCUGAGGCAGAGCCGCCUCGAGAGGAGGUGGGGGUAAUAGGGGGAUCUGUGAUUGGCGGAUCAUCGUCUGGAGGGACGGCUGGACCAGGUCUUGUAGGGGGUGGCCAUUUCGCCACUUUCCCUGUACGCAGCAGAGGCCUUUCGCUCCGGGAUGACAACGCGGGUGUUGUGGCUCCCAGCAGUUACUCGUACUCAGUCGACGGGCCUCCGUCCCUGGGCAGCUCUUCUCGAAAGGACUCGAGUGGAGAUUUUAUGAAUGCUGUGAUGGGUGCCGGAGAGUUCGGGACGUCAGUGGAAUCUCCGGUCCAGGAAGGAUCGAGCUCGCAGCCGUUCGUAGGCGUUUCGAAUUCGCAGGUCAAUGCCAUGGCGAGGGUCACUUCGAAACAAGAAGAGCGAGAGCAGGAGCUUCAGAGAAGGACCUCAGAAGAGCCGGCUCCUGCGUAUGUCGAUUACGCGGAGCAGGCGAACGAGGAAUCAGCAGCGGUCCCAAUCGCGCCUACUAUGUCGCCGGUGCAAUCUGUUCACGCACAACCUCCUUCACCGAUGCCUACUUCCCCCACGCACAAGCAUUCCACAUCUGAUCCUGCUGGUCCCCCGCCGGGCGCAGCUGCCCCGGUUGUCGACACAGUCUGGACGGGCGAAAAUCUCGCCACUUUCGAUCCGCAAGCCAUGAACGAGGGGGACCGAACGUCGUCAUAUUCGGAUAUUGGGCUGGCAUAUAUGAGCAUGGACGAUGCUCCUGUCGAGGGCGAAAGCGAGCAGCAGCGAGAAGCGAGAUUGUCGAGGCAUGUUAGGUUUGGCCCGGAAGGAGUUUUUGGUGAAACAGAACCGCCUAUGCGAAGUCGUCAGAACUCCUCACCCGUUCCACCAGGCUCGGCUCUGAAGAACAAACGUAUUCCGCCACCUGCGUUUGUCGAUCGGGAUGAGGAAGAGCGUGCUCUGAACGCUGCAGCUGCCAGAGAGAUUACUUUGGAGAUAGAUGCAUUGAGAUCGAGCCAUGCCCAAGACCAUCCUUCGUCGCUUCAGCCUGCAUCUCCGGUCGCCCCUCCUCCGCAGACUCACUUUGUGCCCCCUCCCAAACUCUCGUACAGUGUAUCGCCACCUCCAAGAGAGGUUUCGCCGUCGGUUCCAGCCAAAGCGCCGUCGAUUGAAAUCGAGCCUGUCCAGCACACAACGCCCUCUUGGGCCAUGUCGCCUGUCCUGCCGGCAGCUUCCGAUGCACUGCCGGGCAGUCCAUCGUCGCUUCGUGGCGCAGCGCCCUGGGCCACUCGGUCAACGUCUUCGCUGAACAGUGGCGGUGUACCGGCCGGUGCGCGGACCAUCUCGGCUGCUGCGUUCCGGCGUCCGGUGCACAAAUCGAGCGACUCUGGGGAUGUCAGCUCGCUGGCGCUGAGGAAGCGGCUCCCGGCAAGCCCGUAUCCAGAGCAGAGAGUCGCGAGCCAGAAUUUGGAUUCGUUCGAUUACAUCAGUGCUUAUGGGCGAGAUUCACAGGCCUUUUUCGACGACGAGGCGGCUGCGAGCGAACAUAAUGGAAUUCGGUGAAAGGACACUGCCCGGUACUAAUGUCUAUGGCUAUGUUAUGUACGAAACAUUCCUGCAAACCUUAUGGAUAUGAUCACUGUCGCGUCACGACCUGUCACAGUCGGCGCGUUUUGUCACAUGCGGGGCACUCGGUUAUAAUCGGGCCGACAGUGCGACAUCAGUGUGAAAGCAUUUCCCCGUCGUAAACGACGUCAGUUAGUCAAACACCCACUGGCGCCGACCCGGUAAUUUGCAUCCGCUUCUCGGAUACAUCCAAAGCCCUCAUCCUCGCACCAUGUUGCCUCGUCGCAGCCUCAGUGCGAGCGCAGCGCGCUUUGUACGUGGCAUGUCAUCAACUUCCCCACAAUCGUAUUCCUUGCCCGUCCAACCACUUUCUCUGGACGAGGAAACCCGACAAUUCGAUGCCCGGGUCUCAGAAAUGAACGAAUUCUUUUCCCUUCCACGGUUUAGCCAGACCAAACGUCCGUACACUCCAGCGGACGUCGCAGUGAAACAAGGCUCGCUGCCCGUCCUGCCGCUCCCGUCGACGCUCCUAGCCGACAAGCUGUACGCUUUGCUCAGCCAGGCUGCGAGCGAGGGAAAGCCAGUGCAUACGAUGGGUGCCAUUGACCCGGUGCAAAUGACGCAGAUGGCAGCGAACCAGGAGGUCGUGUAUGUCUCGGGAUGGGCGGCGAGCAGCGUGUUGACGGCGGGGAGCAACGAGGUCGGACCGGAUCUGGGAGACUACCCGUACACAACCGUACCGAAUCAAGUGCAUCGGAUCUUCAAGGCGCAGCAGUUGCAUGACAAGAAGCAUUAUGAUGAGCGGAUGCUGGCCACUCCUGAAGCGCGCGCAAAGAUGAAGUAUAUCGACUACUUGCGGCCUAUCAUUGCAGACGGAGAUACCGGACAUGGAGGUCUUUCGGCUGUAUUAAAGCUGGUAAAACUGUUUGCCGAAUCAGGCGCAUCCGGAAUACACUUAGAGGACCAACUUCAUGGCGGCAAGAAAGUGAGGCAUGUCCUCCGUGCUUCUACAGUGCUUGAUCUUCGCGUCUAGUGCGGGCAUCUCGGCGGAAAAGUCGUCGUCCCUACCUCGACACACAUCUCUCGACUCGUUGCGGCUCGAUUCCAGCUUGAUCUAAUGAAAUCCACCAUGCUUACUAUCGCCCGCACCGAUUCCGAGUCCGCAAAACUGCUUUCGUCGUCUGUUGAUUCGGCCGACCACGAAUAUAUCCAGGGCACAACCAACAGGAAGGGCAAGGGCUUGUCACAGGUUCUCGCUGAGGCCGAGACGAACGGUGCGACGGGUCCGGAAAUCGAUGCUUUGGAGCAGAGGUGGAUGAAUGAGAAUCCGUUGUGCACCUUCAAUGAAGCGGUCGAGAAAGCUGUUCAACAGUCAUUGAUUGAGGACAAAGACACCCAAUAUCAGGCUUACCUCAAGUCGGUCGACGGGAAGUCGCACUAUGAAGCGAGGGAGCUCGCAGCGGAAAUUCUUGGGGAGCCGGUAUUCUGGGAUUGUGAUCUUCCACGAACCAGGGAAGGAUACUACCGAACAACAGGUGGAACAGAAGCUGCAAUUAAACGCGCGCUCGCGUUCGCACCUUACGCAGAUAUGAUCUGGUUGGAAACCAAGGAGCCUGAUCUUGAGCAGGCACGGUACUUUGCACGCAAGAUCCGAGAAAAGUUCCCUGGAAAAUGGUUUGUUUACAACUUGAGCCCGAGCUUCAACUGGGCGAAACACGGUUUCACUGAUGAACAACUGAAGAGCUUCGUUUGGGAUCUUGCGAAAGAAGGAUUCGUGUUCCAGCUGAUCUCUUUGGCUGGGCUGCACAGUGGUGCUGUCAUCACCGCGGAGCUAUCGCAACGUUUCAAGGAGGACGGGAUGCUUGCUUACGUCCAGCUCAUUCAGCAGAAAGAGCGCGAGAUUGGCUGCGACGUGCUCACACACCAACGAUGGAGUGGCGCGAACUACAUCGACGGGAUCCUGCAGACUGUGUCGUCUGGAUCUUCGAGCACGUUGUCGACGGGGAACGAUUCCACCGAAAAUGCUUUCUGAUUUGCUAGUUGCGCUAUCAUCUAAUCUCAAUUGUAUCCAAGUUGCACCCUCUGUGGUCACCGACCUCAGGAAGUACGCGAUCACGUGCAAAUAUUCCGCUUCUGAGAUCAGUCACAUGAACCAUCAACAUGCCGAUGACGAGAUCACCGUCCCUUCAUUCUUUUUGAGAAACUUGGACAAAUGUUCUGCUCAUCUCGCCCACUCGAUUCCCUACGCAGGCAAAGAGCCACCGUCUACCAGCUCUGAUACGACGGCUAUUUGUAAACGCCUCCAUCUGGAAGUGAUUUGCAUCGACAAGGGCGAGCUAGAGGAAAUCCUGGGGCGGAUCGAGGAGAGUGAAGGGAGUGAGAAAUGGGUGAAGCCGCUGCAAUACGGGAAAGGACCUCCUCGAGUAUCAUGUCAUCGACAUUGGCGAUGAUGAAGAUAACGAAGAUGCCCUUCUGGGGAAAACGCUAGCAGCGGAUGGAGAUGUCUAUCCGCAAGUCUCCGAGAACGGAUUCGGCUCUUAGAGCGGAGAGGGUGAAAAGGUGCUAACUCUGUGCGAGUCUAGGAUUGCGCAUUAUCGCCAAUCUCUUCGAUGGAGAGAGCUUGUGCUGGGUCUAGUCAGCUGGUCGAGUCGCCUCGCGGUCCUGUAUGUGUCCAUCCCGGCCCUCGCCUCGCUGCUGGGCAUAUAACAUCUCGGGUUGCAUUUCGUGAAGCAGCAUUGCUUAGCGCUCUGUCACCUGACGAAACAACAUAUGUAUACGAUGAAGACCUUGGGUGCUGCUGAGAGGUACGUGGAAUCGCCUCGUUCGAGUUUUGGGCGUUUGAUCGGCAGAUGAUGAUGGGGGAAGGCAAGGGCGAUAGCAUCCGAACUGUCUAUGACAUGGGUCGACGCUGCCACUCUGUGCGAGGGACAGGGACUGCCAACAUGUCUCGGCGAAUAAGUGGCCCCUCGGCCAGAGUGGCGAAGAAAGCGAACGUUGAGACUAGACUCUGGUUCGGAUUUUCGCGACACUGAAGGCUAUUAUUCCUUCGCCAUCCGCUGGUUCGGCUCAAGUACUCGAUAUGAUCCCGGACGCUUUAACCGGCCACUUGCUUUCGCUAUCUAGUCUUCCAGAGUUGCUCGGGACACUGUUCCGCAAUGACUCGGUGACAGACUGGAUCGCUCGAUGCGAAGCGUACUAUGCCACGAUUGGUCUCCUCCGCAGAACGGCUCGAGUGAACAGUAGAAGUCCUCCUUGGCCCUCGCUUCUCUUUCAAUCAGACUUCUGGCAUUCAAGACUGAAGGCGGGAUCAAGGGGCUCCUCUCUCAGGGCAGGUCGGCUCGCACGGACAGCGCGAGACAUCUACAUCACUAUACAACGACCUCCAGAAGUUCGCCAAGCAAUGUGGCACAUUUCUCUCAAAUGUUCUGCAGGUGACCCAUGGCUACGAUGAAGAUGAGGAAGACUCAGCCAGGCAACGUCCCUUUGGGGAUAGAAAUCCCCGCGCGUGACGACAUUCAGCAAGCGAUCGGUGUUCUAGGUCACUAGCGCAUGAGCAAGAACCGAGAGAACACGAUUGCAGCCGACACAUGCAAAGCCUACGCAGAAGCUUGCGACAAUUUGGCAUUUAGACACGUUGCGAUCGAUUCAUCUCGUUAUCUUCACAGGCGCGAGCUUGAAGCUUCUGGCUCUGGCACGAGGGCCCGAAGGAUCGACUGCAUUCGCCCAAAGAACUCGGCGUCACGGUGACCAGUCUACCGUCAGGCAUCAUUGGCAGAGUUGAUGAGAUUUGGAAUGAUGCUAUCCAAGUUAUUACAGCUGGUCUCGAAGACACACUCUACAACAAGGAACUGCUUCCGUUUGAUUUCUUUCUGCAGCUUGCUUAUCUUGUGACUUCCCCACUGGUCCAUCUUCGAACUACGGGUGGCGGCGUGAUUCGCUUCAACCCCAAUUUGUAAGGACUCGCCAGCGAUCGAGCAAGCGCACCACGCUGAACGCAACAGCACAUAUAUGCAAAUGGCAAGGUUUGCCUGUCCUCGCUAGGAACUUGGCCCGGUCGUCCAGAAGAGCAGUGGUCUUCAAAAUCGGCGCUACUGCACGUUGUCACCAGCUUCCAAGCUAUGAUCCUCGUGUCCGUCCUAUACUUUAAUGAAUGGGCUUUCGACUUUGACCACUUUGCCGGCUCACAUUUUCACCGUCCUGGUCACGUUCAGGUUAACCUCAACGCACCUGCAAGCAAAGGUUAUAACCGGAAUAUAUGCUUGCACAUGUGCCAUGGCGAUCGCCAAUUGGUUGAAAGAGGAGCUUCGACAGGGUAUC
This is a messenger RNA of Mycena citricolor, 7072 nucleotides long. Lineage: Eukaryota; Fungi; Basidiomycota; Agaricomycetes; Agaricales; Mycenaceae. The record is from the annotation of a GenBank genome assembly.